Messenger RNA from Miscanthus lutarioriparius, 768 nucleotides. Lineage: Eukaryota; Viridiplantae; Streptophyta; Magnoliopsida; Poales; Poaceae. The record is from the annotation of a GenBank genome assembly.
AUGAAGAUCCUGGUCGCGGUGAAGCGGGUGGUGGACUACGCCGUCAAGGUGCGCGUGAGGCCCGACCGGACGGGCGUGGAGACGGCUAACAUCAAGAUGUCGAUGAACCCCUUCUGCGAGAUCGCCGUCGAGGAGGCGCUCCGGCUCCGCGAGGCCGGCGCCGCCGCCGAGGUCGUCGCCGCCACCGUCGGCCCCGCCCAGUCCGCCGACACGCUCCGCACCGCGCUCGCCAUGGGCGCCGACCGCGCCGUCCACGUGCUCCACGACCCGGACCCCGCGCGGCCAUUCCUCCCGCUCGCCGUUGCCAAGAUCCUCCGCGCCGUCGCGCUGCAGGAGAAGCCCAGCCUCGUCAUCCUCGGCAAGCAGGCAAUUGAUGAUGAUUGCAACCAAACUGGACAAAUGCUAGCUGGAUUGCUUCAGUGGCCACAAGGAACCUUUGCCUCCAAGGUUAUAUUGGACACAGAAAAACAAAAGGCUACUGUUGAGCAAGAAGUUGAUGGUGGAAUUGAAACCAUCUGCCUUGAUUUGCCAGCAGUGAUCACCACGGAUUUGAGACUUAACCAGCCAAGAUAUGCGACUUUGCCCAACAUAAUGAAGGCAAAAUCCAAAGUUAUUAAGAAAAUCGCCCCUGAAGACCUCGGUGUUGAUAUUAGAUCAGACAUGGAGGUCAUUGAGGUCAAUGAACCACCAAAACGGAAAGCCGGGGUGAUACUUUCAUCUGUCGACGAACUCCUUGACAAGUUGAAAAAUGAAGCACGUGUCUUGUAA